Messenger RNA from Mitosporidium daphniae, 9156 nucleotides. Its product is annotated as vacuolar protein sorting-associated protein Vps13. Bases 1 to 9156 code for a protein of 3051 amino acids. Gene Ontology annotation, cellular component: extrinsic component of membrane. The transcript is spliced from 8 exons. Gene Ontology annotation, biological process: protein targeting to vacuole; protein retention in Golgi apparatus. NCBI's taxonomy places the organism in Eukaryota, Fungi, Microsporidia. The record is from RefSeq and is a predicted model, not a curated record.
AUGUCCCAGCAACAACAUUGCAAAGGCGAUUGGGUGGUAGGCUUUUUCGGGCUCAAUAUCAUCAUUGCUCCUGACUACUGGUUUGAACUUUUCUUAAUGCUAGGAUCCAUUUCUGAAAUUUCAAUCAAGGUCCCAUGGUAUAGCCCAUUCAAGCAGCCAGUUAAUGUAUUUGUUGAUGGUCUUGCAUUACACUUUAAGCUAAAGGAAAUUUUUCUCUUCUUCCAUAAACACUUUCAGGCAGAAGCGGAAGCUACCGGUAACUCUUAUGUAAAGUCCCUCAAAUCCAAAAUCCUUGAUUCUUGCAAUUUGUUCAUAAAAAAUGCGCAAGUUGUUGUUGAGAGAAAUUCCCGCAAAUUUGCAUUCAAAAUAUCUUCAUUGUCUAUUUUAUCGAUUAGCGAUGCACUGGAGGCCCCGGCUGGAGAGCCGAUUGAAACACCAGCAAGGGAUUCUAUUGAUAUUUCUACUGGAAGCCCGGUGGAGAUCUCCAGUUUGGAUGCGGUUGAUGUUUGUACUGGAAAGCCUGUCGAGAUUUCCACUUUGCACGCGGUUGAAGUUUCGCCUCCUGUUAACGUUGGGCCGAAAUCCACUUUGCGGAUCCUUUCAAUUGAAAGCUUUACUUGCUCGUUCAAUGCUGGAAAUCUCGAUGCCGAAAUGGCAACCUUUGUUGAUGCUUCUGUUUUAAGUGUUAAAGUCACACCCAAAAGUGCAGGCGAAGAUUCGAAAAUCUCUGUGGACCUGCUUAUGGAUUCUAUCUCAAUUGAGCUGAGUCUAGAGCUUGUCCAGGCGUAUCAAAGUAUUUUGAAAGACUCUCAAAAUCAAACCACCAGCCUCAAAUCGCUGGCAAAAGUAGUAUUGCAGAAAAACAGGGCGCGUUCCUUUGUUUGGAGCUGUAUGGAAGCUUUUUGUGCCGACCGAAAAUCCUAUCCGUCAAUAGAGUCUCUUCAAAUACUAAAUUCAAUUGAGAAGAAGUAUGACGUCCAGGAUAUCUUGCUUUUCAGGGAUAUUGCCAAGUCCGUUCAGAAAAAGAAAGGGCUCUCUUCAUUAGCAUUGAGGUUCCCAAUGUUUUCCUCGAAAAAAUCCGCAAAUAUGCAUGCAAAUGCUUCUCCUUGUGGAAAUCAGGCAAUCUCAAAAACAAUAGAAAAAUUGUCCCUUUCUUUACUUGUUAUCAGUGGUGGCGCGACAGCAAAUUUUACCUUUGAAUUGGGCUCGCUAUUUUUAACCACUGAAUUUACAUCCAACUGGUCUCAAUUAUCAGGUACGGGGCAAUUUGGAAAUGUUUCUUUUGCGUAUCAAUUGCCAGAUAAGGAAGAAAAAUUUCUUUUUCAAAACGACGAAAAUUUGGACUAUUCAUCGGAUGCUGGGGAGGGAUUUAUUUGUAAAAACGUUGUCGAAUAUGGCCCCAAUGAUGGCUUGACGCUCAAUAUUGCUCCCAUUUCGCUGAAAUUAAACAUGAGUACCAUCACGCUCUUGCAAUCUGCAUGCGAUGCCUUUUUCUCUUCAUUUCCUGUCGCCAUGCAUGCUGCACAUAGUAGUAAUGAUCUGAAAUGGGCUGUUUCUUUGCAAAAAGUUGAUAUCGCUUUGGCUUUAUUUGGGGAUGCGGAGAGUUUGAUGUUUUCCAUUGUUGACAUCGAGUUCGCUUGUCCUGAAGGGAAUUUUCUAGAGCUAUCUUUAUACUCGAUUUGCUCAUCAUUCCAAAAUUCAGCAAAUGGCCUGCAUACGAUUCCGCUCUUGGAAAUCUCAAAUUUCAGCGGUAAAUUUAUGGACCACAUUGCGGAUGUUUAUAUUUCGAGGAUAGCUUUAGGCUUAUAUGACUAUCCCGUUUGGCUGCUAAGAAAGUCGUUCGCCUACUUUGAGUCUUCGUCAAGCGAACCGGUAAAUUUUAGCCUGGUUUUGAAUGUUGAUCAAUUUAAAGGCGAGCUCUUUUAUUCGUCAAAAUGCACGGAGUCACCGUGGAAUGUUUUUGAGGGUGGAAAUCGUGCAUCGACGCUUUGUUUUUCGUUUGACAAGCUGUGCGAACUUGAAGCAUCGUCUGUCAUCGUCAACUUAUCAACAACGUCAAAAGAGUAUCUGAAGAUAACUUUUAAUGAGCUCUUUGAACUGACCCCUUUACGAAAUGAGCUGCUUUUUAUUGAAGCCAAGCAACCUCCGGAGGCAUUUAAGAAUUACUUUACACCCUGCUACAUUCCCAAUCCAGACAAUGUUGAAAACAGCUCCUUUUUCCGGUUUGUACGAAAAUCAUCACCAAUGGAAGUGAUUUUCAAGCAAUCCGAUAUGUACUCCCUUUUUUUGCAAGCAUUUGUUGUCGACAUUGAUUCAAGCUUUUGCCCAGAGUUUAUUGUUAACUUCCAUGCGUAUUUUAGUCGCCUUUUUGUGUUCAAUCUGUUUGCCCCUGUGCCGUGUUCGUCGUUUUUUUGCUUUCCCGUCAAUCCUCAAAGAAACAGCAAAUUCCGCAUGCUGCUUUCAGUUAAAAAUUCGUGCUGCAAGCUGUUCCACGUGCCUUCUGCAUAUCAGCGCUUGUUUAUUGAACAGGGAGAUGUAACCAUUGACUAUGAACGGGAAAUUGAUUCCAUAUUGUCGAAAAAGAACAUCGAGGUCGUUUUGAAUACCAACUCGUGCGUCAAAAACGCAUCGGAUGAGACACUCUUUUCGUGGGGGAAACCUUUGCAUGUGCAGUAUGUUUCUCCAAAAUCGGUGCACAGCACAAAAUCCUACGUGCAGGAGCUUGCAAUUUGGUGUGCAAACAUUUUCUUAUAUCUUUCGGAGACCGACUUGCGCGAUCUUGUGCUGUUUAAAGAAAAGAUUCUUCAUUUUUUGGAUAUCUUUUUUUUCCAAAUCGACUGCUAUUUGGACUUACCAUCGCCUUGCCACACCAUGACCAGCUCGUUGACUUUAACGCUGGCUGAUGAAAACGAGCUGGUGCUGCCAUCGACGGUGUUCGAAAACUCCUAUCCAUUUGAGUUUUCCAUUUGCCCGUAUAAUGGCAUUUCCGUUAUUUUCAGCACAUUCCAGUUUAAAUCGUCAUCGAACCUGUCAACUGUGGAAAUCCUUUCAGAAGAGCCAUCUUGUUCAUCGCUGAAAGUGAACAUCAAUGACAUCAAGGGCAUGGAUGAGUCGUUCAUAUCCAGACCGUUCACCAUUGAUAUCUUGUUGAACAAUGCCAAGUCGACCAUCGAUAUUUACGAGUGUCUGUCUUUCAGAUUCCAUGGUGCAAAGGCCAAAUCAAUCACCUUUUUGCUGUGCUUUCUGAUGGAGUUUGUCCAGUCAAUUCCAUUGAUCUUGGAGGGCGUACCUUGCAAAAAGGCAACCGAAUUCGUUUUGCUUUUCAAUGCGAAAAAGAUUGUCGCUGAAAUUGGUGCUGCAAAUUGUGAAUCAAUCUCACUGAGCAUGCUAAAUUGCUUGGCCCAAGCAUUCAGCUCUGGCGGCAACAAAAUGGACAUUUUUUACUUUUUUGCAGGGUAUUCGUUGAAAUACAAGAACUAUUGCAUAUCGGAUGAAGACGUCAUCGUGCCGAGCUUAAUCGAUAAAAGUCUGCUGGUUUUUGACCCAUGCAUUCUUGCAAACUUGGUGGACGGAAAUACGCAAAUAUAUUGUCCCAAAGCCCUGUCGCUUUAUACGGCAUCGCCUUUUCGAGGCCAGUUUUCGAGCGAAAAGACUUCCACGAACGAGGGCAGCUCCUUCUGCAUGGAGAGCGUGCAAAAAUUGAACUUUUUCGUCCCAUUUGUUUGCAAAAUUUACGAUGCUUCUGUUCUGCACCAGGCGUUCAAUUUUAUUUUCAGUUCUAUUCCCAAGAAGGACCUUGAGGCUAUUAUUGAUCCCAAAUCGUCUUUGUUGGUUUCAACGCGCUUAUCGAGCAUCGAUGACAUCACGCUUUGCUCGCAGGUUUCGGUUGGCUUUUUGCAAGGGAUUUACAUCUUUUUACCCUUUGAUUUCGAUGCAGGCUCUUUCUAUCUUUUCUGUACACACAUGCGGUUCGCAAGCAACGCAAAAUUUUUUGCCACGCCAAAUGAAGAGAAAGAAUACUUUCGCUGGAAUGUAGCCGUGUCCAAUCUUUGCUUCAGCGUCGAUCCGUCCAUCAUCAUUAGCGAUGGAGGGGGGGCUCUGAUCAGCGAUUCCUAUUUGUUCCCAUCUUUGCCAAAAGAUUCAAACAGGCAGAUUGUCACUCCGGUUUACUUGAAUGUUUCCUUGGAUGGCAAGCGAAAACAUCCAUCGCUCUCCGAAAUAUGGUCCAAAAUCGAGGUAUCAAAAGUGUGUGUAAACAUCACGUCCAAUGACAUUUUGCUGCUUUGGAACCUUUCGUCCACGCUUUGUGCAAAAAUAAAAACCGGCAAUUGGAUGAUCCCAUCAAGAGGCAGCGUUCCUCCAAUCGAGCUGGUCAACCAGAUCUCUUUGGCUAUUGCCGGGGUCGAGAUUCUGGUGAUUUUCGAGGACUAUGCAUUUACUGGCGAAAAGGAGAUGCAACUCUCGUGUGCAAAGUCGGCCCACAAAUCGACCCCACCGUCUCUUUCUUAUUCUUGCCCGUUUUUGAAAGUUGUCAUUCCAAAACUGGCCUUGGAAGAUGCAUAUUUCAAGGUUGAGAACAUCCGGUUUUCAGAGGACGAGGAGGAAGAGCCGGAGCCCUUUGAUCCGGAUCUGAACGUUGAAGAUGAUUCCAAUUCGAUCCGCUUUGAUGAUGAUGCAAACUCUUCGUAUUCCGAAUUUUUCUCUGACAUUUCGGACGAACUUUGCAACCUUUUCGUCGUAUUCACGAUGGAGGUAAAAGUCGAUUAUUUCAACUCUGAUAACUCCACAUGGGAGCCUCUGAUCGAGACAUGGCAGUUUACUGCCACCAUCGAUCGCAAGUGGUUGCGGGCGCUCAAUAUGACCACGUCUACAGAGGUCACCAUCUCAUCGAUGCACAAUCUCGAGUUCUGUGUUUCGCAAGUCUUUUUGAAGUAUGCCGCGCUGUAUUUGCGCAGAAUUUUCUCUCUCUGUAAGGACCUCGAUUCGGUGGCUACAAACAGCAAAGGCCAGAGUGCUUGUUCUGCCCAUGGGCAGAACUUGACAUUCUUGGUGCGAAAUGAAACGGGCGUUGAUCUCAUGUUGUGGUCCAGCGAUGGAGUGACGCCGACAGAUAGCACAUCUGGAGAGACAACUCCGACUGCCGUUGAAACCACGGAAAUCUGUGAUCGAUUACAAUCAGGCGAAUCGCUGUAUUGGAGAUUUUCAUCCUCGCGCGAUCCCAUCUUGAAUGUGCAUCUGCUGGAGGAUCGGUUUCCGUUUGAAUCGAUAAGGAACAUCCCUGUUAACAAGUAUCUAUCGUCACUGUUUUUGUUGCGGCCGAGCAUGGAUGGCAUCAAGCAUUUUAUUGUUGCCGAGGUUUCAAGCUAUAACCUGGCAUCGGCGGCCCGGAUGGCAGGGCAACCUGCAACAUCGGCGGCUUGGCCCUCAAAAUUUAGCGCCUCAUCCACGCUUCCAGUGUCAAGCCUGGGCUCGACUUUUGAUCCACAUUGUGCUUCGUUCGCCCUGCAUGAUCCCAUUACAUAUGCAAAGCGCAUCGAUAUCAGCUCUGCACUACAGCUGCAAAAUCACACAGAUAUCGUCUUCGAGGUGAUGUUUUUCAUCCCAGAUCGGCUGUUUCAGAGCCGCGAGUUGGCUUCGUUUCUGAUUCCACAGAUUUAUGUUCUCGAGUGUUGGCCAGGCGAGGUGCAGGGCGUUCCCCUUGAUAUUGCUUACUAUUCACGCUUUAAGAUCCGUCCCAAGUACUUUGUUGCCAAGGAAAACACCGAGAACUUGCCCAAUUUUUCCACACAUGCCCGCAACUCCAAAAAGAGCAGCCCCAUUAACUCGGUGCGCUACAUCUGGUCUGCAUCCUCCGUCGAUUGGCGCACAGUUCUAGAUGGCACUAAAGCAGAGAAAAACAGCACUUUGCUGUCUGCAAAUGACGUUGAGCUGAUAUCGAACCCGGAUCUGUCGUUUGUCUCGGAAGGGGAAACCAGCGGCCUUUCACAAGUCUUUUCCGUUUCGACAAUUGUCCACUGCGAACGGCUAGGCGAUUUCAGCAUGCAUUAUCCUGCGAUGCGGUGCCAUUUUUUACCGCCCGUCAUCAUCAGCAGCCAGCUCCCGUAUCCCAUCACAUUCAAAAUUCUUGAUCGGCGGCAGAAGGUCAACUUCAAAGCGUCUUUGGCGAGCUAUGAAACGCUACAUUUGCACUAUGUGGCUCUUUCCGCGUCAGAAGACAUCGAUGGGGGUCCAGCGUUGCUGGGGUUGAUGGUAGAUAUCCCUGACAUUGGGUGCACCUCGCGCAACCCGUCACUCAUUUAUCACUCUGCUGAAGCGUCACGACGUCUAGUAAGAGCGUCCAAGCAAACACCAGAGCAGCGGACCAAAGUCGAGAACCGCGCAAAAACAGAGCCAGAGCAGCAGAACCCAUACGUGGAUGACUUUAUUGAGCUUGUCAACGGAAAUGGCCUUCCUUUGGUUCUGCGCAUAAACUACAGACAGGUCUCUGCAUUGCUACCGGGCAACCAGGGUGAGAAGAGACCACAUGCGAUCGGUGCCACGAACGGGCUACUACCCCUUCUUUAUUCAUACGGACGCAACUCCGGGACGCUAAAUCACUUACUCAAGUCUUCCCAUGCACGGUCAGUGAUUCGCACCAAAGACACGGAGUGGUCAAAGCCAAUAUCCAUAGAAAUUGUCGGCUCGUCGCAGCAUCUUGAGCUGUGCGGGCGCUCCGCUUCGUAUCAGCUCGGAAUUUCCGUUUCGACGGAUCCCCGCACCCCAAAUUCCAAGGUGAUAAUGAUCCGGCCACGCUUUGUGCUUUAUUCAAUGGUCGGCUUUGACUUUUGCAUUGCUGCCUCUGCUUCACCCUCCAAUGUGAAUGUCGUUUCGCCCAGGACGCUGAUCCCAUUUCACUUUGGACGAUCAAAGAGCGAAGACCACGACUCGCCGGCCUUUUAUGCAGUCACGCUCAAAAAAGUGUCAUCGCCACAGGACUGCUGGAGCGCGCCCCUGAUUCUAACACAGCUUGGAACAAGUUUCCUUCGCUUUGAGCGGAGCGAUGACCCUGCUAUCGUUGUCGGUGGACCGGAGCCAAAACCCAACCCAAAGGCAAGACUGCUAGCCCCGACCUCUAAUUUUGAUGCUUCGCUGUCUCCGGGAAAAGGCGCAGCCAUCACAUUGGAUACUUCCAAUGCUAGCAUAUGUACAGAACCUUCAGCAGCAUGUGGAUUGUCACCGCUACUUAAAUGCCAGGCACUGAUGGAAGGCCCUACCUUUUAUGUGGUCUUUUCAGCGCAACAGCAAUAUCCGUUCAUUUUGGUGAACUCGUGUUCGCAUCACGCACUGACAUGUCAUCAGGUCGGGUCCCACAGGCUCUAUUACUUGCCUGCACGGAAUUCAGAGCCAUUCGGUUGCACAGUGCCAAACGAGGAGACAGAUGCCCACAAAGGCACUCGGAAAGCCAGGGAUAUUUCUCCCAACACGUCUCCGGAGAGAACAGAGGACUCUUGCAGGCCUUCGGCAAUCUCGUUUUUUUGGGAGAUGCCCUCAGUUGCGGAGAAAAAACUGGCCAUCUAUCUGGACGAUGCUGGCAAGAAGAAGGAAAUCAACAUUUCCGAGAUUGGCACCCUGGAGCCACUCAAGUUCCGAAUGAGGGAUGGCACGUACACCAUAAUCAAUGCCAAGGUAGAGCUGAUGGGAGGCUCACAGAGUCUGCGUGUAGUUUUUUCAGAAUCUCCGCUGUUAGAUACCACGCCCAAGAAGCCCUCAAAGAAAUAUCCACAAUGGAAGUUGAAAAAGAAGAUCAAGAAAAAAAUGAAGGCCCUCAAGCAGUCCAUACAGGUCAGCAAGAAGAGCCAUUUCCUGUCUCUUCAGCGAAGAUUUUUCCACUCCACCAUGCGGGAAGAAGACAUGCGACAUGAUUCAUCUGCAUCUCCGCACGGUGGGUCUGUGUCAGAGAAACGGUUGAGCAUUUCCAACUUGCUUUCCGGGCUCAAGCUGAACCUGGAAAUCCAGUCACGAAUCGGCAUUUCGCUCAUUGACAAUAGCAAUGCCUGUGAGGCAUCUGAGCGCAGAUUUGAAAUGGCCAAUGAAACGCUUUUUCAUGAGCUAGACGAAAUUGCAUACAUCGCCAUCGAGGGGCUCUCCGUAACGUACCACCUGCCUUCUGCAGAAGAGUCCAUUAAGUUUGCGUCUCCAAGCUUGAUGAAGCUGUCCAUCAACUGGCUGGAGUGCGCGCUUGCCACAGCACCAUUGGUUCUUUACCCCUCAGUACUGAAAAAAGAACGCUCUCUGCAAGGGGACGAAGAUCUGCUCGAUAAGAUGGAGCAUCCGUUCUUAAAGUUUAUUUUGAUUGAGGAUGAGAACCUGGCCUCCUCCGGUAUCAAGUGCUUCCAAUAUGGAGGUCUUUUAAUCCAGGAGUUCUCGCUAGAGCUUGACGGCUAUUUUAUCAGGCGAAUGGAGCAGUUUCUUUCCUUUGACUCUACCACGCUGGCCCAAGUCUCGUCAUGGGCGCUCAGUGGCAGCAUGGAGGCGGAUUUUGAUACCAUUUGCUCGUUGAUGGAGUCGCGCAAUGGAGACAAAUUGCUCUAUUUCGAGUGGCUGCAGAUUCAUCCCAUCAAAAUCAACCUCUCCUAUUCGAGGGCAGAGUUUCCGCCGCACAUUCAGCUGGCAAAAGAGGGCCAAGCAGAGCCUCUUUCAUCGAUGGCCGAGAUCCUUGGAAACAUUCACGGAGCGCCCCUGCGGUUUAAUGCCUUGAUUUUACAAAACCCGAUCUUUGCAUAUGGAAUUUUCGUGAAAAUCCUCAAAGAGCACUAUGGAGACCAGCUCAUCCAGCAAGUUCACAAGGUUAUCGGUUCUUCAGACAUUGCCGGAAAUCCCAUUGGAAUGUUCAAUAGCUUCGCAUCUGGAGUGACCGAUCUCUUUUACGAGCCUUACCUUGGCUUCAUUUCGGACAAACCGCAAGAUUUCGGAAUCGGCAUUGCAAAGGGCAGUGCGUCUUUGAUCAAAAACACUGUUUAUGGCAUUUCAGAUACACUCUCAAAAGUGACCAAUUCGUUUGGUAAAGGACUGUCCAUCACCACGUUGGACUCUGAGUUUCAAAAGGAGCGGAGGUGGAAUCGGCGCAAGAGAAACAGGCCAAGACAUGCUUUUUCAGGUAUCCCCUUGCAAGUGUGA